GGGGCGGCGAGGGCGGGUGCCUCCGUUGGAACUACCUCUUGAUAAUAGCCCGCAACUAUUCUCACCUCCGGCCGAUUUCACGCCGCGUAAUUCUCAUUUCUUUCGACAAUCGAAUAUCCGUCGAUUACAGUGAUUAUUAUUUACGAUUUGCUGGAAUAACAAUCACGCGAUUAAUUUAUUAAGUUCCAUCAGACUUUGUUGACCUAUAUGAAUGACAGAGUAUGGGAUUUUAAUUUCUAUGUGGCUAAUGACUGGCCGGAUGAUGAGAUCUGUUUACAUUUUCCAGGCAUGACGUUAUCUCCUCAUGGUUUACUGUUCGAAAGUGUAGGCGUCUUCUGUCCCAACGAUCGACUGGAUCUGCUUAAAUUAUUAAGGGAGGAGGAUAUUUUGAUCGACUGGACGAAGCCUCUUUACAUCAAUUUCGUUCAUUACGAUAUCGCCGAGGAGUUGAUACAUCUUUACGAGGGCACAGGAACGAUCGAGAGGGUGAUAGGGGAUGUUUUUAUGUGCAAGGAUCCUCAAAACGUAGAUAACGUCGAGGAACCGGAUGAAGAAGCCCAUCCCGACAUUCAAGUUCAACCCUUGAAAGCGGAACACGCUGAGAGUAUUUACGAAUUGUAUCCAGCGAAUGAUAUGGAGUGUCACGAGGUUUUCCUCCGAUUGAUCAGGACGCUUCCCGCUGCUGGAGUGUUUGCUAAGGGUAGUUUGGCAGCUUGGAUGGUUCAGUCUUAUUACGGAGCCAUGUUUUCGAUGCAAACCAAGCCUGAAUAUCGAAGGAAGGGUUACGGGACGAAAUUAGCAAGGUACCUGACGAAGCAGGUCGCUGACAGAGGUUAUCAGCCUUUCGUGGUCAUACGUCCAGAAAACGAAGCCAGCCAAAGUUUGUACAAGAAACUAGGCUUUAGGAAAAUCUAUCAAACCGUUCGAAUGACGUUCAUGCCUUUCACGUGGCAAGAUGAAGAGAAUAAAACGACUCGCAUUUUGAGGGAAAAUUUGGAGAACGCUGUCAGACAGCUUACUAUCGAGCAACAAGUAGUGGACGCUUUCAGAAACGAUGAAAUUGAAGAGAACGAAGCUGGGAAUUCGGAAUUUGUGGUAGAGGAACCCGAGGAAGGAGAUGAGAAUCCUCCGGAGGAGGAAAAUAUCGAAGUGACGGAAGUAUCGACCGAAGAAAACGUGAAAGAUACGAUCAAUGAUACUGCAAAUGUCGAGGAUAAUGAUGAUAAUGCUGAAGAAGCAGUAAAUGAUGGUGAUAAUCAAGACGAUGGGGGAACAGACGGUGGGGACGCGGAAUAAUUAAGUACACGUUCGAUUAUUCGAUAAAAGGUCCAUGAUUUACGUCGUGUUACGCUCGCUCGAGGGUAUACUCCUCUUUCCAAGGCUGAUGGAAGAAAGAAAUCGAUCAACUAUUAGAAAAUUCACCUUACACGUAUGAUUUUAAAUGCAUUUUCAAACGAACUGCAACUCUCGUUUUAAAACAAUUUCUUAAAGUCUUUGUAAAUGAAACUUUGAAAUGAAAUCUGUAACAAUUGAAAGUAUUAGAUGUGAUAGGCAUGAUUAUAAAAUCAACCGAUUACAUGCAUCGAUGUACCUUGGCUAUCUUGGCUAAAAUGGCUACCUUUCGUUGGAAAGAACUCUCGAGCAGCAUGAAUGAUACAAGAAAAUAAAAGAAAAAUUAUUUUAAGAAUCUUAAUAACUUUACAGCACCCGCGUUCGUGCGAGGCUUCAAUUCGCGUACGAAGAAAUAUGUAUCUACGUACGGAUUCCUCAUAUCAGACUGCUCGAAGUAUGUCAUGAAGGUCUCAGGAAACAGGUAGACGUAUCCUUUGAAUUGUCAAGGUUAGAUUAUUUCAAAGUCUAUCUAUACCGCGUCAAAUAUCUUCCUAUUGUAUUUAGUGGAUUCGUUAUUUCAAAUAUUUAAUAUUAAAUUUAUAAUAAUUACGUGAAGUAUAUUUGAAAGUUAACUCCAAAUUAAUUUCUCAUUUGGUCGUACUUUUGGACUAAUCAUUGUAAUAAUAUUUGUAUCUUUGAUAAAAUGAUGUAUAUGCAUUCUUAUUAAGUAGUAAGUGUUUGAUUGUUAUUUAUUGAAUUAAAUCUAAUUAACAAGAAUAUGAAUAUAAAAUUCAAUGUAUUCAGUUUCUUCUAGAAAAAAGAAAACUGAAAGUGAUCAAUGAAAUUUGUUAAUCUAUUAGCGAUUAAAAAAUUACGAUAGACUUUGAAUUACAAUUUCUCCAUAUUAAAAUAAUUAAUUCUAUUUUGAAAAAAGAACAAUCAGCGUGAAUGAGUCGUCGUGAAACGUACGACAGUUGAGAAAUUUACGCGCUGAAUCAAUCUGUGAUUAUAAUUUCCCUAUAUAAAGUAGCAUUUCGAAUAAAAAUUCAGAAGCCUCGUGCGACCUCGACACGCUUUCCUUAAUACAAGUAGAAGCCAAUUACUGUGCCGGUGCGCUCAACCAUAGUAAAUUUCAGACACAUUGAAUUAUGGGAUAACAACUUUAACUCGACAAGAUUGGAAUAGGGUAUUGAAUGAAAUUUUAUUCUAAAAUUUAUCUACAAUUUUAACAAAUUAUAUGUGUGAUUGUGAUCCCAGUUUCAGAGAAAUAUUUAAUUAAAAUUUUACCUAUCUAGCUUAAGCCAUUUACAUUUUCAAGAAAUUACUUCAUUAUUUUUUUAUUGAAAAAAAAAAUAGUUUUUAUUAAUAUAAAAGAGUUUUUGAAGAAUGUAGUGCACAGACACAAUAAUCGGUCUAGCGUGCGAGCCAACGAUAAUAACAAUAAAUAAUAUUAAUAAUAAUAGCGAUCAUACAAUUAAUAUUACUAUUAGUUACAGAAUAUACAUGUAUAAUAUGAAUAUACGCGCAAAGGGAAGCCCGAUCAGCCCGGUUCGGUUAUUGAGAAAUUCUUUUUAAAAUAUAGGUGAUAGUUACUAUUUGUAUCAUUUUUUCUAUAUUUCACAGAUGAUGCAUUUUCAAUGAUACUCUACACGACAAACGUGUGAAAGAACAGGUUUAAAAAGUCGUAGCUGGGACGACCGGGCAGUUCCUCGAAGGCCCUCAAUGUCCCUCCUUUAUUUUGGAUUUUCGACGUUGCUGGGGGCCAGCUGUGAUAUUUUCCCCACUUACGCUCUGGUCAUAGUACCAAUAUUUAGAUUUAGACGAAACUUGAUUGUUGUUAAUGGGACAUGCUAUAGCUCAAUUCUAUUAAUAUUUUGUCAUGGAUGUGCUUAAAAUAGCGAAUAAAUUUGUUAUUUCGCAUUGUUUCAGUUAUUGACUCUUGGAGGACCAACGAAACUAGCAUUGACAGGAAUGGAGUAAAAUAUAAAAUUUGAAAUUAAUAAUGUUAAAUUCGGUAAUGUUAAAAACAUUACUAUAAUAUAUAAGUUAUAUAGCAUCAGUCCUCUAAGUGUAAAACGUUAUACAAUAAAAUGUCACGUACGUAAAAUGAUACAAUAAAAUUUAAUGUAUAAUUUAUAUUCUAAUAUUCCAAUUUAAAUAAUUACAAUAAAAAAACUUGAUAAAGAAUUUAGAAAUAAUCCAAACGUACGUGACUAUAUAUAUGUUCAAUGUCUAAAAACAAAUCUACAUACUUCCCUGCAUUGCUUGUAUGGUAAGCUUGUCAAAUUUUGUUUUGUCAAAGUUUGAAUUAUAACAAUAAUCAUAACCUAAACCACAAUCAAUUUCGUACACUUCUUAUACUGUGCACAAGCUCGAAUGGAAUUUACAAAUAUGAUUAAAUACAGUACGGUUAUUACAAAAAAAUAUAUAAAUUUUCGAAUCGAAUAAAUGAAAAGGGUACUGAAUUUCAAGUUCGAAAACUGUGAUUUUAUGCACAAGAAAAAUUCAUCGUAGUUCCUAAAAUUAGAACUAGAUAGCGGAGGUGGUUAGUGGCGCUGUUGUCAGGACAGUUUCCCUCCAUUUUUAAGUUAUGCAGUGCAAUUUUCGAUUCGAUUCGUUGAUCGCGCUAUGUCAAUUAUAAUUCGCAGUGUAAUAAUAUUACUUUUUGUGUCAUAUAUCGUCACUAACUAGUGCUUAAACACCAAGAAGAUUUUAUUUUUGUUUAAUAUUAUAUAUUUUUGAAUAAAUUCAAUAAUAUAUAACGUAUAAAUACAGAAUAAAUGUACGAUUAUAAAGUUUUAUAGACAAAAGAAACAUGGCAGUUCAAAAUUUAAUUAACGAAUAUAUUACUGAAUUUAUUUUUAAAUUUCGACAUUAUAUACCCUUUAUCCAGCUACUAAUUAAGGUAAAAAUUAAUUUUUAUAAAAAUAAUAUUGUUCUAUUGGAUAUUUUUUUAGUUUCGACUAAAAAAUUUUUAAUAGUUAGUGACGCAUAUAAUUUGCACAAAAUGAUAUUUUGUAAUGGCCGUACGAUAUAUAAUUUCGUUACGUAUGUUUGAACAAAUUGACUUCAAAUUAUAUAAAUCUGUUUCUUUAUUCAUUUUCAAAUAUAUAUCAAACCGAUAAUAAAAAAAAUGAUUUUAAAAAUUAAUUUUUUAAAUAAUAAAAAAUGCGUUUAAAAUUUUUUUAAAUUUUAUUUUUUAUUGAUUCAGAAAAUUAAUUUUUUUAACUUGACAUAUUAAUGACGUACGUAGUAAUUAUUAAUAUUUUUGUAGUUUCAAAUAUAGUUAGACGUUUAAUUUAUCAAUCAUAAUUUUUUGUUUUAAAUUAAAAAAGUAAUAUUAAUAUUAUUUAAAAUUCUGUUUUUAUAUUAUAUCUUGUUUUAUAUACACAAUUGUAAUGAAAAAAUAUGAAAAAUAUUUAAAUGAAAAAAUGAAAAAGAAAAAAAUAACAACGAAAUAAUUAAUACAGUUAAAUCUAUACGAGCCUGCAUUUAUAGUUUGUUAAUUAACAUCGUGCAAAUCAAUGUCUCGCGAAAUAGGCCUAAAAUCCGUCUAUUAACAUUUAAAUAUGUUUCUUCUACACUUAUUGUAAAUAUAUAUAUAGGAAUAUUCAUAUAUGAUGUACAUAUAUGCAUAUAUUCCUACUUCCUCGUGCACGUUGCUUUCCGCUAUAACAAAAUCUUUAUCUGAAGCAACUCUUAAAUUUCUGUCAUAUAACAUAUGAAAGUUACACAUAUGAAACUGUUGAAUAAAUAAAAAAAGAAUAUCGCGAGUGCAAAAUAAUCAGAAGUUUAUUCACUAUAGAGGACGAGAAAAUAAAGUUAACCUAUAAAGUGUAAUGUCUGGAAAAUGUAAUUUGUCUACCGUGUGUAGAUAUCGAUUUAUGUAAUUUGUGUGUUCGAUAAAAGCAAAUAGUUUUAGCGUGAAAAACGCUAGUUUUAUGCAAAUCAGACAUCAGAAAAGAGCUUUGGAUAAUGAAUGGAACAAAUAAAUAUGAUUUUUCAACAA
Messenger RNA from Apis cerana (Asiatic honeybee), 5341 nucleotides. RefSeq lists its product as uncharacterized. NCBI's taxonomy places the organism in Eukaryota, Metazoa, Arthropoda, Insecta, Hymenoptera, Apidae. Gene Ontology annotation, molecular function: acyltransferase activity, transferring groups other than amino-acyl groups. The record is from RefSeq and is a predicted model, not a curated record.